AUGGUGGACCGGGGCCCACUGCUCACCUCGGCCAUCAUCUUCUACCUGGCCAUCGGGGCGGCGAUCUUCGAGGUGCUCGAGGAGCCACACUGGAAAGAGGCCAAGAAAAACUACUAUACACAGAAACUGCAUCUGCUCAAGGAGUUCCCGUGCCUGGGCCAGGAGGGCCUGGAUAAGAUCCUGCAGGUAGUAUCUGAUGCUGCAGGACAGGGCGUGGCCAUUACAGGGAAUCAGACCUUCAACAACUGGAAUUGGCCCAAUGCAAUGAUUUUUGCAGCUACAGUCAUCACUACCAUUGGCUAUGGCAAUGUGGCCCCCAAGACCCCUGCUGGGCGCCUCUUCUGUGUCUUCUAUGGUCUCUUCGGGGUGCCGCUCUGCCUGACGUGGAUCAGCGCCCUGGGCAAGUUCUUCGGGGGACGUGCCAAGAGGCUGGGCCAGUUCCUCACCAGGAGAGGCGUGAGCCUGCGGAAGGCGCAGAUCACUUGCACGGCCAUCUUCAUUGUGUGGGGCGUCCUGGUCCACCUGGUGAUCCCGCCCUUCGUGUUCAUGGUGACUGAGGAGUGGGACUACAUCGAGGGCCUCUACUACUCCUUCAUCACCAUCUCCACCAUCGGCUUUGGUGACUUCGUGGCCGGUGUGAACCCCAGCGCCAACUACCAUGCCCUGUACCGCUACUUUGUGGAGCUCUGGAUCUACCUGGGGCUGGCCUGGCUGUCCCUCUUUGUCAACUGGAAGGUGAGCAUGUUUGUGGAGGUCCAUAAGGCCAUCAAGAAACGGCGGCGGCGGAGGAAGGAGUCCUUUGAGAGCUCUCCACACUCCAAAAAGGCCCUACAGAUAGCCGGGAGCACAGCAUCCAAAGACAUCAACAUCUUCAGUUUUCUGUCCAAAAAGGAGGAGACCUACAAUGACCUCAUCAAGCAGAUCGGGAAGAAGGGAAUGAAGACGAACGGGACUGGGGAGAGGGUCCCAACAGUGGGGCUGGGGCCUCAGGGGGGUGGGCUGCCAGCCCUCCCCACCUCCCUGGCCCCCCUGGUGGUUUACUCCAAGAACCGGGUGCCCAGCUUAGAAGAGGUGUCUCAGACGCUAAGGAACAAAGGCCAUGUGUCACGGCCCCUCAGUGAGGAGGUUGGGGCGGGGCCCCCCAAGGAUGGCUCCCUGACCCCUGAAGUGUUCAUUAACCAGUUGGAUCGAAUCAGCGAGGAGGGGGAGCCAUGGGAUGCCCAGGACUACCACCCACUCAUCUUCCAGAAUGUCAACAUCACCUUUACAAAUGAGGAAGCCGGCCUCUCAGAUGAAGAGACGUCCAAGUCCUCGAUAGAGGACAACCUGGCAGGGGAGGAGAGGCCCCAGGAGGGGGCCGAGGCCGAAGUGCCCCUGAACCUGGGCGAGUUCCCCUCGUCUGAUGAGUCCACCUUCACCAGCACCGAGUCUGAACUCUCCGUGCCUUACGAACAGCUUGUGAACGAGUAUAAUAAGUCAGACUGCCCCAGAGGCACGUGA
Molecule: messenger RNA, 1500 nt
Organism: Puma concolor (puma)
Lineage: Eukaryota; Metazoa; Chordata; Mammalia; Carnivora; Felidae
Gene: KCNK5
Product: potassium two pore domain channel subfamily K member 5
Biological process (GO): potassium ion transmembrane transport; stabilization of membrane potential
Cellular component (GO): plasma membrane
Molecular function (GO): outward rectifier potassium channel activity; potassium ion leak channel activity
Source: RefSeq, a predicted model, not a curated record